AUGUCUCUCCCUCCCGUCGUCCCAUGCGCUGACCCUCUCUCUUCCACCCCCCCUCUCUCCCACCGACCCCCUACCUCUAGUCCUCUCCCGCUUCAACCUCAAUCCGCCCUCGUCUCUCUCACCGCACCCAACAUGAAGGACCUUCCCACCUCCUCCACCCGAGCCGCGCGCUCAAGUGUCUAUUCCAAGAAACGUCCAUCUCCAAAUGGCAUCUCCAAGUCUCGCAGGCAAGGCUCCCCUCCAGUGUCUUCCCGCAAGUCUCCUCGCGCCGCACGCGUCGAGCUCAUGCUCCAGCGCCAGCGAGAACAGCAGCUCGCCGCUAUGCGGAGGGAUGGCGUUCUGCUCGAAGACGAAUAUCGCGAAGAAGUGCGGUACUACAUGCAUGAAAUGGAGCGCUACACGAUGGGUUCAACCACAUCCAUGGACCAGCAACCAGAAAUCACGUGGCGUAUGCGUCCUUGCCUGGUCGAAUUUCUGGUCGAGCUACACUUCACAUUUCGACUGCGCCCCGAGACGCUCUACCUCACGUUGAACAUUGUGGAUCGAUAUGUGUCCCGCCGCGUGGUCUACAUCAAACACUACCAGCUCGUCGGUUGUGCGGCGCUCUGGAUUGCUGCCAAAUUCGAGGACGCAAAGGAGCGUGUGCCCACUGUUCAAGAACUUGUUCAUUUCUGCCGCGAGGCCUAUGACGAGUCCGCCUUCAUCCAGAUGGAGGGGCAUGUUCUCGCCACCAUCCAAUGGACGUUGGGCCACCCAACAGCUGAAGCCUGGCUCCGGUUUAUGUGUUGUGUCCCGUAUAUGGAGGAACCACGCGUCCAGCAUGUCGCGCGCUUCUUGAUGGAGAUCACUCUGUUCUACCGAGAGUUUGUCAAGUACCCGCCGUCGUCGAUCGCCCGUGGCUCAUUGACACUCGCCCGGUAUCUCUGUGGCAAAGGAGGCUGGAUGUUUGAGGAAGAGACGAAGGAGUGCAUGGAGAUCGUCGAUUCUCUCGACAAUCGUCUCGCGAACCAUGUCGACGAUCUGUCGGAGAUUUUGGUGAAGAAAUACUCCUACGCAUUCUACGCCAAGGCGUCGACGUUCGUGGUGCAAUACUACCUGCAGGGAGGACGUUAUAUUCGUCCAUCCCUCCCCCUCCCCAUGACACCCGUUCGCUCCACCAUGACUGCUGCCAGUACUCCGAUGAGCGCCGCGACUAGCGUUUCCGAUCUUUCCGACGAUAUGCCUGCCACCCCGACUAGCCCGGGGUUCUCAAGCGAUCCCUUCUCCGGCUCGCUGAUGUCUGACGACGACAAGGAAAACCUAUCGUCCCCCAAGUUUGAGCCAGCGGUCAACAAGCAGCACUCAGAGAACCCUCCGGACCACUUCUUACCACACGACUUUGUUACGUUCGGUCGUCCCGCCCUACAUGCCCUCAAUGGCCCUUCCCCUCGUACGAUGGUGGCAUAG
Messenger RNA from Heterobasidion irregulare TC 32-1, 1446 nucleotides. RefSeq lists its product as uncharacterized. The record is from RefSeq and is a predicted model, not a curated record. NCBI's taxonomy places the organism in Eukaryota, Fungi, Basidiomycota, Agaricomycetes, Russulales, Bondarzewiaceae. Gene Ontology annotation, molecular function: cyclin-dependent protein serine/threonine kinase regulator activity. The coding region runs from base 1 to 1446 and encodes 481 amino acids. Gene Ontology annotation, biological process: regulation of cyclin-dependent protein serine/threonine kinase activity; mitotic cell cycle phase transition. Gene Ontology annotation, cellular component: centrosome; nucleus; cytoplasm. The transcript is spliced from 2 exons.